Messenger RNA from Mus pahari (shrew mouse), 906 nucleotides. Its product is annotated as taste receptor type 2 member 8-like. Gene Ontology annotation, molecular function: G protein-coupled receptor activity; bitter taste receptor activity. Gene Ontology annotation, cellular component: membrane. The record is from RefSeq and is a predicted model, not a curated record. The transcript has a single exon. NCBI's taxonomy places the organism in Eukaryota, Metazoa, Chordata, Mammalia, Rodentia, Muridae. Gene Ontology annotation, biological process: G protein-coupled receptor signaling pathway; detection of chemical stimulus involved in sensory perception of bitter taste; sensory perception of taste. The coding region runs from base 1 to 906 and encodes 301 amino acids.
AUGUCAAGCCUACUGGAGAUUUUCUUUGUGAUCAUUUCGCUUGUAGAAUUCAUAAUGGGAACUUUGGGAAAUGGAUUUAUUGUCCUGAUAAACAGUACUUCUUGGUUCAAGAAUCAGAAAAUUUCUGUAAUUGAUUUCAUUCUUACGUGGUUGGCCAUCUCCAGAAUGUGUGUUCUAUGGACAACAAUUGCUGGUGCCUCUUUCAGAAACUUCUACAAGACACUAAGUUACUCUAAGAAUUUCCAAAUUUCUUUUGACAUUAUCUGGACAGGAGCCAACUAUUUAUGCAUAGCCUGUACAACCUGCAGCAGUGUCUUCUACUUGUUCAAGAUUGCUAACUUUUCUAAUUCAAUUUUCUUCUGGAUUAAACAGAGAAUUCAUAUGGUACUUCUGGCUAUUGUCCUAGGCACAAUCAUCUAUUUCUUUUUAUUUCUCAUUGCUAUCUACAAAUGGAUGAAAUUGGAACAAAACACAACAUUACCUGGUUUAGAUAAUCUAAGUGUUUUCUUAGUCUACCAGAGCUUCUACAAUGGGAUUCUCAUUUUCUUUUUUAUAGUGUCUCUGACCUCAUUUGUUCUUUUAAUCUUUUCUUUAUGGAACCACCUUAGGAGGAUGAAACUACAGGGCAUACAUACCAAAGACACAAGCACAGAAGCACACAUAAGAGCUAUGAAAACUAUGAUGUCAUUCCUCUUGUUCUUCAUCAUAUAUUAUAUUAGCAACACUCUGCUUAUUUUGGCAAGCUCUAUUCUUGACAAUGUUGCUGUACAAUUUUUCUCUUAUAACCUAACAUUUCUGUAUUUAUCUUUUCAUCCUUUUCUUCUGGUUUUAUGGAACAGCAAAUUUAAACGGGCAUUCCAGUGUGUAUUGAGAAAGCUGGUAUGUCAUAGUGGAGGUUAUCCUUGA